Nanorana parkeri is the source of this 1664-nucleotide messenger RNA. Its product is annotated as dimethylaniline monooxygenase [N-oxide-forming] 2-like. The transcript has 9 exons. Gene Ontology annotation, molecular function: flavin adenine dinucleotide binding; N,N-dimethylaniline monooxygenase activity; NADP binding. Bases 38 to 1636 code for a protein of 532 amino acids. The record is from RefSeq and is a predicted model, not a curated record. Lineage: Eukaryota; Metazoa; Chordata; Amphibia; Anura; Dicroglossidae.
AAAAUAAGCCCUUGAUUCUAUUCAUACAGAUAGCACAAUGGUAAAGAAAGUUGCAGUAAUUGGAGCAGGAGUUAGUGGCUUGACCGCUAUCAAAGCAUGCAUUGAAGAAGGAUUAGAACCAACAUGUUUUGAAAAAAGUCAGGAUAUUGGAGGUCUUUGGAGGUUUACAGAUGAAGUGGAGGAUAAUCGGGCCAGCAUCUACAGUUCUUUAGUUACCAAUGUUUCCAAAGAAACCAUGUGUUUCAGUGACUUUCCAAUGCCUGAAGACUUUCCCAACUUCCUACCUAAUCGGAAAUACUUUGAAUACAUUAAGUUAUAUGCAGAAAAUUUUAAUUUGACAAAAUACAUUCAACUUAAGACAACUGUGUGCCGAGUUGAGAAACAGCCUGACUUUCCUGUAACUGGUCAGUGGAAUGUUACUACAGAAAGUGAUGGUGAAAAAAAGACUGCUAUCUUUGACGCAGUUUUCAUCUGUGUGGGUCAACAUGUGGAUGCUGAGAUACCAGUAGACAGUCUUCCAGGUAUUAAACAUUUCAAGAGAAAGGUUUUACAUUCCCGAGAUUACAAAAGACCAGUUGGUUAUGAUGGUAAAAGAGUGUUAAUUGUUGGAAUGGGUAACACUGGAGUUGACAUCUCAACAGAACUCAGUACAAUUGCCUCACAGGUAUACCUCACAACUAGAGAUGGAGUAUGGGUAUUACCUCGUCUUGGGAAAGAUGGCUAUCCUUAUGAUUUGUUUUUUCUACGCCGUAUAAACAAUUGGAUAGAAAACAUAGUACCACCAUCAGUGUCCAGAUGGAUGUUGAAACGUAGCUUGAACAAUCGAUUCAACCAUGAACUGUACAAUAUACAACCUGAGGGAACUAAAUGGAAGGAGCCCUUGGUAAAUGAUGAAAUUGCAAGUCGUGUUCUGUCAGGCUCAAUUGUCAUCAAGCCAGGAGUGAUAAAAUUUACUGAAACAGAUGCCCAUUUUUCAGAUGGUACUAUAGUGCGUGAUCUUGAUGUUGUUAUCCUGUGCACUGGAUUUGGCUACAGUUUCCCUUUUUUGGAUGAAACAUUAUUUAAGAGAGAUGAGAAUGCAGGAAAUUUAUAUAAAAAGAUAAUUCCUGUAAAUGUCGAAAAGCCCACAAUUGCAUUCAUUGCAUUUCUCCUUCCGGUUGGACCAACCAUGGUAGUUGCGGAGCUUCAGUGCAGAUGGGCCACCAGAGUAUUUAAAGGCUUGCAUAAACUUCCAAAUGUAAUGGGGAUGAAGGAAGAAAUGCUGAAGGAUGAAAAACUACGAAAGAAAUGGUUUGCAACAUCUGAAAAUAAUUUUCGAAGAAUAAAUUAUAUAACGUACUUGGAAGAUAUUGCUUCAGAGAUCGGCGUAUUGCCAAAUCUAUUGAAGCUAUUCCUAACCGAUCCAGUUUUGGCCAUUAAACUUGUAUUUGGAAUCUUCAAUUCUUACCAUUUCCGUCUAAUUGGUCCAGCAAAGUGGGAUGGCGCUCGAGAAGCCAUUCUUACCCAGUGGGACCGCAUUGAAAAGCCACUAAGAACACGAGUGCCAAAGAGGAAUUCUAAAUCUUCCCCGAUUUCAUUUAUGCUAUUGUUUUUCUGUUUUGUGAUCUUGGUUGCAGCUGUUUGGCUGAAAGACUAAAAUGCAUUACCACUGUUGUACUCAGAAU